Exophiala bonariae is the source of this 984-nucleotide messenger RNA. RefSeq lists its product as uncharacterized. Lineage: Eukaryota; Fungi; Ascomycota; Eurotiomycetes; Chaetothyriales; Herpotrichiellaceae. The coding region runs from base 1 to 984 and encodes 327 amino acids. The record is from RefSeq and is a predicted model, not a curated record. Gene Ontology annotation, molecular function: oxidoreductase activity. The transcript is spliced from 2 exons.
AUGACCAAUUUAUUACCCACGGAGCGACAAGCCUGGCGCCGGACAGAUGACCACUCACCUGGCGCGGCUCGUCUGAAGCUGGUGACAGAGCCCUUGCCCAGAGAGUUGGCACCGACGGCCGUUCUGAUUCAAGUCCACGCCGUAUCGCUCAACUGGCGUGAUGCCAACAUAACCAACGGAGGAAACCCUUGGCCGGUUAUCCCCAAUGGGAUAAUCUGUAACGAUGCCGCCGGAGAAGUUCUCGCCAUCGGUCAGAACGUCCGGCGCGUUCGAGUCGGCGAUCGCGUCGCACCUACCAAUGACACCGAAUACUUGACGCAUCGCUCCACCGGUCGGUCUUGGGUGGCGGCGAACGAGGACGGCGUGCUUGCCACUUACAUCGUGUACGACGAGGCAGUACUCGGUCAUUUACCAACGUACCUAUCAUGGGAGAGCGCCGCGCUGAUUCCCUGUGCUGGUGUUACAGCGUGGGCUGCUUUGAAAGAUGUGGGGAUUGGGAAGAUUGUAUUAAUACAAGGCACUGGGGGCGUGAGCAGCUGGGCACUGAAGCUCGCGCGUGCAUCGGGCCUGAAGGUGAUUCUCACCUCCUCGAGUGAUGAGAAGCUGGAGCACAUGAAGAAGAUCUUCGGUGCGCCAGAGAUACAAACAAUCAAUUACAAGACGACGCCAGAUUGGCAUGAGAAGGUGCUGAAGUUGACGGAUGGCAUUGGUGUGGAUCUUGUCAUAGAGAAUGGCGGCGCGUCAUCUCUGGUCAAGAGCCUCAAGUGCACAAGGCGGGGUGGCAUUGUUAGUCAAGUUGGAUAUUUGGGCAAGCAGCAGCCGGAUAAUUUGCAGGAGCUUGUGCCGACGAUAAUUGACCGAAGAGUGAUCCUGAGGCAAGUCACAUCUGAAAAUGAUUCCGCGGAUGUAGUUACUGAUAUCAGUUUUCCAGGGGCAUUAACUGCGGCCCGCCUGAAUACAUGGAUGACAUCUCCGCCGCUUUAG